GUUGAAUCGGCAGAGCUGGUGACUUACCAACAGACACACCUCCUCUCUGAACUUCACUUUGAUUCAGCUGUCAGCCUGAUACCUUUCAGGUUCUCUCUCUCUCUCUCUCUUUCUCUUUUUCUCUGUCUGUCUGUCUGUGAGUCUUUGUCUCUCUCUGUCCUUCUCUGCUUCUCUGUGCCUGUCCUCUGUCCCUCUGUUCUUGCACCAUGCAGCUUCUGGCCAGCUUAGUGUCUCUCAUGCUCGUGCUGUACAGUGUAAGGGCAGCCGCCGUGCUUCCUGUGGAGGAGAGGAGCCCUGCACAUGCCAGAGAACUUAGCAAAGAGCGCAAGGAGCUGAUUCUGAAGCUGGUCUCAGGCUUGCUGGACGGAGUGGACAGCAACAUGCUCCCUGGGGAUGCAGCACCCUUGGACCUGGAGGAGCCGCUGGAGUCUCGUCUGGAGGAAAGAGCCGUCUACAACCGGUUAUCGCAGCUGCCACAACGCGACCGCAAAGCUCCCUGCAAGAACUUCUUCUGGAAAACCUUCACAUCCUGCUAACAGAUUCCGACCACGGCAGAAACCCCUAAUAUCCCUUCGCCCCUGCAGCAUCCCAACCUAAUGUGAUCCCCUCCCAAUCCAACUUCACAGCUCCACACAGAAAAGAUCAAUUAUGAACUGUGGUAGACCUCAACUGUACAUAACAUUCACACUGUCAGAAGGAAGGUCAGAAUGGACUAAACUGACACAGUCUGUUUAUUGAAAUACUGAUGAUUCUAUUUAUUUAUGUAUUUAUUUGUUUAUGGAUACGUUUAAAGAGAAAGAUACAAUAAAGCAUGGCUAAGA
Messenger RNA from Sardina pilchardus (European sardine), 821 nucleotides. It is a transcript of the gene sst7, whose product is annotated as somatostatin family member 7. The record is from RefSeq and is a predicted model, not a curated record. Gene Ontology annotation, biological process: regulation of cell migration. Bases 207 to 536 code for a protein of 109 amino acids. NCBI's taxonomy places the organism in Eukaryota, Metazoa, Chordata, Actinopteri, Clupeiformes, Clupeidae. Gene Ontology annotation, molecular function: hormone activity. The transcript has 2 exons. Gene Ontology annotation, cellular component: extracellular region.